UUUUAUUCAAUCGAAUCGCAAUUAUUAACUUGAGAACUACACUAUACGUGAUUGAUUACACGUUUUACCCCUGGAUCAAUCGUGAUUCGAACAAGAUAAAAGUGCAGAAUGAUUCAGCAUCUUAUUUAUACAAAAGAGUUGAGUAUUCAAUCCUUUCAUUCGUCUUCAGUUGCUUGACGAAGAGGUUCCAGACUAUAAUAUAAACCAAAUUUGCGACAGAACUAAUCAGAAAAGGAAAAAAAAAUGGGAUGUAAUAGCAGCAAACAAGUCCAGAUUCAACAAGCGAAUACUUCUUCCGGAGAAUUCCAAACCGUCCGGGGUGACCUGUAUGUAGCAUGGAUCAGUACACCAUGCAGGGCAACAUUUAUGACAUGUGCUGCACUCAAAAUCAAGCCGAAUUUCAAGCCAUUGGAUUUAUUCAAAGGAGAAACAAGGACGCCUGAAUUCCAAGCUAUUAAUCCUUUCCACACACUUCCAACAUAUGUUGAUGGAGAUUUCAAAUUAUGGGAAAGCCGAGCGAUAAUGGCAUAUCUUGUGACAACUUUCGGCGGACCGGACCAUGCACUCUAUCCUCGUGACCCCAAAAAGAGGGCAGCGAUUGACAACGUGCUCAAUGCAGACCAUAGCACAUUCUACAAAACAGUAUCAGAGUGGAUAUUUCCUCAGAUACUCAAAAAGGAACCAGGCUCUGAUGAGAAAUUGGCUGAAGUGAAGAAAGCAUUUAAAAUACUGAAUGACUACUACCUGAAAGAUCGCCAAUACGUCACAGGAAAUCAAAUGAGUAUCGCUGAUUUCUCAGUGCUGGCAACAGUCACAUUUACCGAACUGGUAGAUUUAGAUCUGUCCGAAUUUCCAAACAUUGUUGAUUGGUGUAACAGAAUGAAGAAGCUACCAUACAUGGAAAAAUGUAACGAAGGUCUUUAUGAGGGAAAAAAGAGGCUGGCAGAAUCAUCAAAUUAAUCUCGCUGAGUUAAAAUGAAACCAUAAUUUAUUUUUCGAUAUGCAAAUAUCAUGGUAUCACUCUCCAAAAUGUGCUCAUAUUGCUACCAUUAAUGAGAAUUGAUAUUUUCUUCUUCAAAAAUACUUGUACAAAGGUUACUAGAACACGUUAACAUAAAUUCAGAAGAAACAAAUUUUUGUGUUCACUCCUCUUUAUUGUACAGAUAUAAUAUUCCAUUUCUUUUAUGGAAAACGUAUUAAUUGCACUUUUCGCCAGAUUGAAAUUUCAUACACUUAUUUCCGUUAUUAAAAUUAUUAAAGUUCCCAAAUAUAUAUCGCCUCUGGUUUUAGUUUUAUUCCAUAUGAACAUUGUAGAUAACUCAUCAUAUGACAAGCGUUAAUACCAUAACAUGAUUAUGAUUUCUUGAAUAGGUAUUUUGAUAAACUGUUGCUAAAGUUUUAAUGAACGUUAUUUCUUAUUAAACAUAGUUUUGUUUUGUACAUGACGUAUUGGAUAUGAGGAAUUCAUAGGCUGUGCGAAACUCCGUAUGCAUACGCGUAUAUUACAAAGUUAUGUAUAAACGCUAAUUAUCGUAUAUUUUGAUACUGCUGGGAAAGUAAGAUUUGGUCGGACCUCGAGCAGUACGACUACCUAAACAAUGGCGUUAUAUUCUCAGUCGUUGUGAAGAUCAGCAGCCAAAGACAGUGUGGACCACUGGUUGGGGUUGAGACGUUGCGACAAAAACGUUGCUGCGUCUAUUCCACGGUUCCAUUACGUUUGAACCCACGAAUCUCGAAUCAUUUGGAUUUUCGCUUCACGGUGGGACUGGACGCAUGAUUAUCAUCGUCACGAACCCCCGUACAGCUAUUACCGAUACUGGUGAGUUACGGCACCUGCUCCGCAGUUCCAACAAUUCGUUUAGGACAGGAUUUUCGGGGGAAUUGUGGGUAAAUUAGGCUUACCAUACAUCCCGCUUUUCAAC
Molecule: messenger RNA, 1922 nt
Organism: Styela clava
Lineage: Eukaryota; Metazoa; Chordata; Ascidiacea; Stolidobranchia; Styelidae
Product: glutathione S-transferase 1-like
Biological process (GO): glutathione metabolic process
Molecular function (GO): glutathione transferase activity
Source: RefSeq, a predicted model, not a curated record